Molecule: messenger RNA, 894 nt
Organism: Gaeumannomyces tritici R3-111a-1
Lineage: Eukaryota; Fungi; Ascomycota; Sordariomycetes; Magnaporthales; Magnaporthaceae
Exons: 2
Coding region: 1-894 (297 amino acids)
Cellular component (GO): nucleus; cytoplasm
Molecular function (GO): RNA polymerase core enzyme binding; RNA polymerase II CTD heptapeptide repeat phosphatase activity
Source: RefSeq, a predicted model, not a curated record
AUGUCGUCGUCUGCGGCAAAGAAGCCCCUCAAGGGCAUCCUCAAGCAGCCUAAAACGCCCGCCGCCCAGCCAGAAGAGAACGGCAAGCAGGCGGAGGCGCGGCGGAUAGCAGUCCAGCAUGCCACCAUCAUCCAGCAGCAGAAGGACAUCCAGGACGAGAUAUUCCGCUCCCUCCUGCGGCUCCUAGACUUCCCGUUGGCAGCAGGCGACGACGACAAGGGGACCGCCGACGGCAAGCCUCCACCACCGCCGGCGGCCAAGUACAGCGCAUCGAACCCCGCCGCCUCGGACGCGGCCGAGUUCAAGCGCCUCGUCCGCAUGUUCCAGCCGACCGACUACGACGACCUGAUCGAGGAGCGCAACAUCGCGGGGUCCUGCGGCUACGCGCUGUGCCCGCUCCCGCACAAGCGGAUCCCCAACGCCGGCACGUGGAAGAUGGUGAACAAGGGCCGCGCCGACUUCGACAUUGUGCGCACCGCCGAGCUCGAGAAGUGGUGCUCCGACGACUGCGCCCGCCGCGCGCUCUACGUCAAGGUCCAGUUGCACGAAACGGGCGCCUGGGAGCGCAUCGGCAUGCCCGACGUGCGCAUCGACUUGUACGGCGAGGACGGCCCCAAGGCGAAGAAGGGAGACGCCGCCCCGCCCGCCGAUGAGAAGCUCGCCGAGGACAUCGCGCGGCUCAGGAUAGACGCGGAGGGCAUAGCGGCUACGGAGGAAUCCAAGACCCUGGCUCUCGAACGCGGCGAUACAAAGAGAAAGGGCAAGGAGAGUCUGAUCGACUUUGACAUCCGGGAGAAAAAGACCAUCGCAGCACCAAAGCCCCCUAGCAAAGAGCAGGACUCCGAUGGAGAGGACGACGUACAUAUGCUGCUCGAAGGCCACAAGCCCCGCUGA